AUGGGCGUUAUACAAUACCUUCGUCGCACAAGACCCGCGUCACAACCGUCGACCACCACAUCGUUGACAGCAUGCUGGCCGCUUUUUGCCAUCUCUUUCCUACUCUCUGCACUGUCCAUUACUAACCUGGGGCUGUUGAGCUCCAUGGUUGCAUGGCUACUCCGACAAAAACACAACGUGCAUACGUAUCAAGUCGACUGGCCUGGAAACGAAACAAAAUUAAACGUGGAGCCAAAGCAUCUAUGGGUGGACCAUGGCCAUGAGAGCAACGGUGCGGCGGCGUAUGGAUUCUUCGUGGGCCUCUUUGGCAUGGUCACUGCAUGGAGGAUGCGGAAUGCUCAACGGCGCCUAAAGAGUCUUACUGCACUCGCCGUCUUGCUCUUUCUCGCGGUUUUGUUCACCCUGUCGUGCUUCAUCUUUGCCUUUGUGGUGACGUAUCAGACGACAGACCAGUACAUCCGCGAGCCUGUCGCCGUUAACACGGUCGGGAUGAACUACCCAGAGUUUCGUUGGACACCUGAGACUUGGUUCAAGGCUGUACGGGAUCUCCCUCUUGCGGACCAGUCUACGCGCAACGAGAUCGAGGACAGGAUCAGAACCAUGGUGGCAUGGCGGUGGAUGCUGCUUGUAAUAUUCCUCGUCGAUGUCGCCGCAUUUAGCAUAACAGCAAUGGCUUGGUGGAAGCAGCGGAGGGGUGUGGCAGCGCGGCCAGGGUCUAGAGAUUCUACUGAGAAGUAG
This is a messenger RNA of Bipolaris zeicola 26-R-13, 738 nucleotides long. RefSeq lists its product as uncharacterized. Bases 1 to 738 code for a protein of 245 amino acids. The transcript is spliced from 2 exons. NCBI's taxonomy places the organism in Eukaryota, Fungi, Ascomycota, Dothideomycetes, Pleosporales, Pleosporaceae. The record is from RefSeq and is a predicted model, not a curated record.